Molecule: messenger RNA, 2897 nt
Organism: Uloborus diversus
Lineage: Eukaryota; Metazoa; Arthropoda; Arachnida; Araneae; Uloboridae
Product: glutamate receptor ionotropic, kainate 2-like
Exons: 15
Coding region: 97-2790 (897 amino acids)
Biological process (GO): synaptic transmission, glutamatergic; modulation of chemical synaptic transmission; monoatomic ion transport
Cellular component (GO): plasma membrane; postsynaptic membrane
Molecular function (GO): glutamate-gated receptor activity; transmitter-gated monoatomic ion channel activity involved in regulation of postsynaptic membrane potential
Source: RefSeq, a predicted model, not a curated record
CAGAAGGUGAAUGUGUAGCGUGGAAGGAAGAAGUCCUCCAAGUGGGGAGGUGUGCUGAAGGAAUAAAAAAAAAUCCCGAAACAAAGGGACAAAUUAAUGGCAAUGGUGAACAGCAGAUUAGCUGGCAGUCUUCGUUGCUUCCUCAUUGUUGUCUUUGUUGGGCUGACAGUUGCGCUGCCGAAAGUCAUCCAGAUUGGUGGUCUGUUCGACACAGAAGACGAAGAGCAAGAAAUAGCUUUUCGAAUAGCAGUGGACUUCUUUAACGCAAAUCGACAAACUCGGCCCAAGCCAAGAAUAAUAGCAUUAACGGAAAGAAUUACCGAUGGAGAUGUCUUUCAAGCGACAAGCAAAGUAUGCAGUUUAUUGGAAAAGGGUGUCGCAGCGAUUUUCGGGCCCCAGGACCAGCUGACAAGCCUCCAUGUAGGCUCCAUCUGUGACGAGGUCGAAGUGCCCCACGUGCUCACUCGCUGGGAUUAUGGGAUGAAGAGAGACGCCCUAUCUAUCAAUCUGUACCCCAGCCCGCGAGUGUUGAGCGAGGGGUACCUCAGCGUGGUCAAGUACCUAGGAUGGAAGAACUUCACAUUGCUUUAUGAGGGAGAUGAAGGCUUCCUUCGUCUGCAGAACUUUUUAAAAGAAGCUGAGGAUCAUAAGUGGCGUGUGCACAUUCAUAAUUUCCAAGACGAUGGAAACUACCGAAAGGUUUUCUGGCAAGUCAAAAAGGAACUUCAGAAGCUGAAAGAAGAUAACAUGAAAAUUGUGCUUGAUGUCAACAGGAAGAACUUGUACAUGGCCUUAAAACAGGCUCAGCAAGUAGGAAUGGUUACUGAAAAACAGCAAUAUCUCAUUACUAACCUGGAUCUUCACACUUUAGAUUUGCAAGACUUCCAGUAUGGGAAGAGCAACGUAACAGCCUUCCGCAUGGUGCAAGAGACUGCCCCCGACUACGUGAAGCUGGUAGAAGCAAUGGCUGCUCCCCCUUACAACUAUAGUAGAAUACUGGACUUUGGAAUCAGGACAGAAACAGCUUUAAUGUUUGAUGCUGUCAGACUUUUCAUCUUAUCUCUGCAAGAACUUGAUGUUGGCAAAGAAGUUCAGCAGUUUCCGUCAAUUUCUUGCAAAAGUGGUCAAGCGAAAGGCACAGAUGGGACAAGUUUAAUAAACUACAUGAAAUCUAGCAAUAUGGUUGGCGUUACAGGGUUAGUAACCUUCAACGGGCAAGGAGUUAGAUCCGUAUUCCAAACAGAUAUUGUUUUCUUACAAGAAAACGGACUCAUGAAGCUGGGAGAAAUUCUACCUGGCCAAAUCAUAAAUGUUACGGGAAAUGUUACAAUAGAAGCUCCUUACGAACACCAAAAGUAUAUAAUCACAACCAUUGUGGGUCCUCCUUACGUGAUGCUCAAAAACUCUUCCAAGGGUCUGUACGGAAAUGACCGAUUCGAGGGCUUCUGCAUCGACCUGAUCGAGGAACUGUCCCGAGUGCUGCACUUCGACUACGAAAUCCGACUGGUAAAGGACAACGAGUACGGCAAAAGAGUGGGACACGGGAUGUGGUCUGGAAUGAUCGGGGAAGUCAUGAAGGGGGAAGCACAGAUGGCUGUAGCAGCUCUUAGCAUCAACUCGAAACGAGAGCAAGCAGUCGACUUCACCAUGCCCUUCAUGAACACGGGCAUCAGCAUCCUCUACAAGAAACCCACGACCAAAGUGACCUCGCUCUUCAGCUUCCUCAGUCCGUUCUCCACGGAGGUGUGGAUCUACCUGGUCGGGUCUUACUUCGGAGUCAGCUUCGUGGCAUUUUUGGUGGGCCGCUUGACUCCUUACGAGUGGAUUAAUCCCCAUCCUUGUCGUCAGGACGACAUCGUGGUGGAAAAUAUUUUCAACGUGAGGAACAGCUUGUGGCUCAUCACGGGAUCGCUGAUGCAACAGGGAUCCGACCUGAUACCAACAGCAUUUUCAACAAGGACAGCAGCAAGUUAUUGGAACUUUUUCACGUUAAUUAUGGUGUCAUCUUAUACGGCCAAUCUAGCGGCGUUUCUUACUGUAGAAAAAGUGAUAUAUCCGUUCAACAGUGCUGAAGAUCUAUCGAAACAGAAGAAAAUUAAAUAUGGAUGCUUAAAUAGUGGAACAACGAGGUCAUUCUUCGAGGACUCCAGCAUUGAAACGUACAAGACAAUGUGGAAAUUUAUGGCACUCGAUUCCUUCAACCUAGUGCCUGAUCACGAAAAGGGUAAAGAAAAGGUGUAUGCCGGAAAUUAUGCCUACCUGAUGGAGUCUACCACUAUAGAAUACAUAACCGAAAGAGAAUGCAGUCUCACUCAAAUCGGGGGACUCCUAGAUUCUAAAGGAUAUGGAAUCGCUACCAAGAAAGGCAAUCGAGAAUUGACUUCAACACUUUCUUCUGGCAUCCUCCGUCUGCAACAAGAAGGUGUCAUACACACCUUAAAAGAACGUUGGUGGACGCAGAAAGGUGGAGGCAAGUGUGCUGACGUUUCGAAGCAGUCCUCCGGAAGAGUUCAAGAACUCACUCUUGGAAAUGUCGGCGGAGUCUUCGUGGUUCUCAUGUUUGGAUUGGGUGUAGCUGUUCUGAUUGCGCUACUGGAAUUCAGAUGGAAAUCUUCACAGUGGGAAAACCCAAAUAAGGAAUCUUUCUGGGUACGCAUGCGUAAAGAAAUGAAGUUUGCAAUGACUUUUGACCUCACCACUCGUCCAGUACCAAAACUGAGGAAAAGUCGUUCAACGACUGUCGACAACAGCCAUUCUUCCUUAGCAAGCCAAGGAACUAACAGUGCCUAGUGAACAUCAUCUUCAUUUUAUCACCAAUGCACCACUAAUGAACUAAUUCAGACUUAGUACAUCAUGAGCUGAUGUUUUUACUGUUCACAUUUUCAGAAUGCGUCACA